This is a messenger RNA of Periconia digitata, 867 nucleotides long. Lineage: Eukaryota; Fungi; Ascomycota; Dothideomycetes; Pleosporales; Periconiaceae. The record is from the annotation of a GenBank genome assembly.
AUGCCACGAUACAUACCACCUAAGCAACUGACAGAGCAUCGUACAGCAGCCAUCGCACUUUACAGAGCGCUGCUUUCGCGAUGCACCUCUGCGCCUCUGUCAGCUGAAGAUCGCAGUUCUUUGCGCAAUGCUAUCUGCAAAAAAUUUCGCCGUAGCCGAAAGCUACAGAGUAGCCAUCAACUCGGUCUCGUUUUCCAGGCCGGAUAUAAGACCCUUUCUUACCUAGACGCAUCCACAAGUGGGAACACUGCAAGCACCAAUGCGUUGCGCUCCAUCAUAUCGAACCUUCCCUCGGGCAUCACGCGCACGCGCUCGUUUAUUCCCUCCCCCUCCUCCUCCUCGUCGCUGACAGCCACACCAUCCAAGAAUGCACUCGCUUGCCUUCCAUCCAAACAGUCCACGCUAGAUGUGCGCCCGUAUGCCAAGGUGUCUGGGCCACGGCAUGUUCCCAUCCUUGCGAGUGCGAAUGGGAUUCCAUUUCUGCGACUGGGAAAACCGCAGUCCCCCGUACUAAGUCGUACCAUACGAUAUAAACUCAAGAGUCGAAUCGAGAGGUUUGAUUCCAAAGUCGUCCUUAGCAACUACUGGUUCCCAAUUGCGAGCCAGGAAGAUGUAUGGGACACUUUGUUGGAGGAACAUUGUGAAUUGAAAGAUGAAACCAACACGAGCAUCACAUGGGUAGGUGCGAUAGAACAAGCUAUCCGUCAGGAAACGAUGAUAUACGAAGCGGAUUUGGCAGAUGAUAGAGCUCUCAGGCAAAAGAUGAUGGGCAUAGUAGAUGCAGAAACGAAAUUAGCGGAGCAAGAAGGCCAGAUUGUUACAAGGGGAAGAAAAAGUCGGCCGAUACAGGCACGCUGGUUGAUGUAG